AUGGGAAAGACAAUCACUCUUUUGGGAUGUGUAUUGGGGCUAUAUGUAUCUUUCCUUUCGUGGUCAGUUUUGCAGGAAAGAAUAAACACCAAGCCAUAUGGAGUCAAUGCGAUAACUGGUGAAGAAGAUUAUUUCAAGGCGCCAUUGGUAGUCAACAUAAUUCAGGCAUCUCUCGCCUCACUUGUUGGAUUUUUAUACUCAAUUGUAUGUCACCAAGGUCUUCCAUAUACUGUAUUUACGAAGAAUGAAAAGGGGGAUUCAUUAAAAAUAUUUAAAUGGCUCUUUUUGAUUUCGCUUACAUCGAGUUUAUCAGGGCCAAUUAGUUAUCUUUCUUUAAAGCAUGUGGAUUACUUAGCUUACUUGUUAGCUAAAUCGUGCAAAUUGAUACCAGUAAUGUUUGUUCAUUUUGUAUUUUACGGGACAAGGUUUGCAAAGUACAAGUAUAUUGUUGCAGGGUCAGUGACUUUAGGAGUUUUAGUUUUCACCUUAUCUCAGCCUAGAAAAAGUUCAGAGACAGUAUUCAACGAUGGUAACAGCUUGUUAGGUAUUUUUCAAUUGCUACUCUCUAUGUUCUUGGAUGGUCUAACAAAUGCAACGCAGGAUCAACUAUUUAAAGUUCAGAAUUCGAAAGACUUUAAGGGAAAAAAGGUAACAGGUUCCACUCUAAUGUGCCUAUUGAACUUGUUCAUGGUAAUAAUGACGUUACUUUAUACUUUGAUAUUCAAAUAUGAAUCUGAAAUAAUUUAUUCAGUUGAAUUUGUAAAACGAUAUCCGGCGGUUCUCAUUCACAUUAUAGAGUUUACAAUCUUGGGAGCUAUGGGUCAAAUAUUUGUCUUUAUCAUACUAGAGAAAUUCGAUUCCUUAGUCUUAGUGAUAACUACGGUGACUAGAAAGAUGAUUAGCAUGAUAUUGAGUGUUUUUUUAUUUGGCCACGAUUUGAACUUGAUACAGCAAUUUGGUGUCGCUUUAGUGUUCGGUGGAAUAGCUUACGAAUCUUUAGCUAAGGCCGAAGGAAAGCCAAAGAAAAGUACUAAGCUAAAGAGCCAAUAG
Priceomyces carsonii is the source of this 1050-nucleotide messenger RNA. RefSeq names its product Hut1p (gene HUT1). The transcript has a single exon. Gene Ontology annotation, biological process: UDP-galactose transmembrane transport. Lineage: Eukaryota; Fungi; Ascomycota; Pichiomycetes; Serinales; Debaryomycetaceae. Gene Ontology annotation, molecular function: UDP-galactose transmembrane transporter activity; UDP-glucose transmembrane transporter activity. Bases 1 to 1050 code for a protein of 349 amino acids. Gene Ontology annotation, cellular component: endoplasmic reticulum membrane; Golgi membrane. The record is from RefSeq and is a predicted model, not a curated record.